ACCUUUGUGACUGGAAGAAGAAGAAAACGUAAACAGUGCUGCUGUGUGUCCUAGUGGCUCAUGUUUAGCGUGCUAAACGUGAUGGUAGUUUAGUGUUUUGUUUUAUUAACAGCAAUGACUCAUUUGGGCGAGCUCCUCGAGGCAUCAUGACGUCAUUGAGAAGGAUCCAGUCAUGUUUCGCGCUCCUGAGACAACCCUGCACGUGGAGCUGUCGCACAGCAACAGCCUGCAGACUCCUCCACACAACUCACCUGUCACCUGCAGUCAACAGGCAGCAGCUCCACCGGCUGACAGGUGUGUCUCUCUCUGCGUGGAGGCUGAAGAGCUCAGGUGACUUCAGCAGUGGGCAGCCCACAGGAUUCACUCAGGAGGAGGAGGAGGAUGAAGAUGUCCUUGAUGACAGUGAGGUGGAGGAGCUGUUUCAGCAGCAGGCUCCUGAAGGUAUCGGAGAGGGUCAGCAAAGGGUCUUCAUCGUUCACCCUGAUGUGAAGUGGGGGAGCAGGAAGCAGCAUCUGACCACAGCUGAGCUGAUGAUGGCCGAGGCUGUGGGGCUCGUCAACACCUUAGACAACUGGAGAGUGGUGGACAAGAUCAUCAUGUCCACCAAGACACCAGAGAAGAAGAAGAUAUUUGGCAAAGGAAACUUCCAGACUCUGACAGAGAAAAUCCGGCAGACAGCUGGAGUCACUGCUGUGUUUGUGAAUGUGGAGCGUCUGUCUCCUUUAUCUGAGAGGGAGCUGGAGGAGGCCUGGGGCGUCAAAGUCUUUGACAGAUACUCGGUGGUCCUGCACAUCUUCCGCUGUAACGCCAGGACUAGAGAGGCCAAGUUACAGAUCUCUCUGGCAGAAAUCCCUCUGUUAAGGUCUCGUCUAAGAAAUGAAAUCACAAACAUGGACCAGCAGGGUGGGGGAGCGAGGUACAUCGGAGGUUCAGGUGAGACUCUGCUGGAGGUGCAGCAGAGACUGCUCAAAGAGCGUGAGAUGAAGAUUCGCUCGGCGCUGGAAAAACUGCGGAAAAAGCGUCAUCUUCUGCGCUCUCAGCGGACACACAAAGAGUUCCCCAUCGUGUCCGUGUUAGGAUACACAAACUGUGGGAAAACGACUCUGAUCAAAGCUCUGACAGGCGACAGCGGCCUCCAGCCCAGAAACCAGCUCUUCGCCACGCUGGACGUCACUGUUCACGCCGGCCAGCUGCCCAGUCGAAUGACGGUCCUGUACGUGGACACCAUCGGGUUCCUGUCCCAGCUGCCCCACCAACUCAUCGACUCCUUCUCUGCCACCCUGGAAGACAUAAAACACUCAGAUCUGCUCGUCCACGUCAGAGACAUCAGUCAUCCAGAGACGGUGAAUCAGAAAGUCAACGUGCUGAAUGUCCUAAAGAACCUGCAAAUCCCUGACCGGCUGAUGAGCUCCAUGAUAGAAGUCCACAAUAAGACUGACCUCGUUGACGACUAUCAGAUUACAGAGCCCGGUGUGUUGCCCAUAUCUGCCUUAGAGGAGCGAGGCCUGGAUGAGCUGCAGAGAGCCGUGGAAGAUCAGAUUGUAAACUCUACAGGAAAACACAUUUUAGAUCUCAAAGUGGACCUCAGCACUCCUCAGUUAAGUUGGCUCUACAAAGAAGCAGCCGUUCAGGACGUGCAGGUGGACGCAGACGAAGGCUCAGCUGUCAUCAGAGUCAUCAUCAGCCGUGCUGCUUACGGACGCUACAAGAAACUGUUCAAGUGAAAAUAGUGGAGAGAAGAGGAGAGUGAUCCUUCCUGCUGCUGCAAACUCUACCACAAACACCUUUAAAAAGAGGACUGUUACAGAAUGAUGUACAUUCUGGUAAACAUGUAUAAACUGCACUUUAAAGUGGAUGAAUGUUUUCAUAAUAAAGAAAAUAUAUAAAGAA
Messenger RNA from Labrus mixtus (cuckoo wrasse), 1890 nucleotides. RefSeq names its product GTP binding protein 6 (putative) (gene gtpbp6). The transcript has 10 exons. Lineage: Eukaryota; Metazoa; Chordata; Actinopteri; Labriformes; Labridae. The record is from RefSeq and is a predicted model, not a curated record. Gene Ontology annotation, cellular component: cytoplasm. The coding region runs from base 147 to 1724 and encodes 525 amino acids. Gene Ontology annotation, molecular function: GTP binding; ribosome binding.